Messenger RNA from Bemisia tabaci, 2408 nucleotides. Its product is annotated as gastrulation defective protein 1 homolog. Gene Ontology annotation, cellular component: nucleus; site of double-strand break. The record is from RefSeq and is a predicted model, not a curated record. Lineage: Eukaryota; Metazoa; Arthropoda; Insecta; Hemiptera; Aleyrodidae. Gene Ontology annotation, molecular function: protein binding.
UGCUCAUUUGUAAACAAACACCAGUGCAGAUCUGCCGUUUUACCAAACGUUCAUCGAUUUUUCAGUAGAGUAAAUUUUAAUUACAGUGAUAAUAAUACUAUAAUUGAGAGAAGCAAUGUCGGAAAUCGGAGACAGUGGUUUGGAAACCUUGAAAAUAAAUGAACAGGACAAAAAAGACAGUGAUAGUGACAGUGAUGUUAGUGAUGAUGAGGGUGAAGAGGAAACGAAACUGGUUAUCCCAACAGAAUUGAAUAUAUCUUUGAAUCAUGGCUCAAAAGCAGUCGCCGCUUUGGCUAUAGACCCUGCUGGGGCUAGACUUGCCUCGGGGUCAGUCGAUUACCAAGUGAAAUUCUGGGACUUUGCUGGAAUGGACAACACAUUGCAAAGUUUCCGUUCACUUUACCCAUGCGGAAAUAAUCCAAUCAAAGCCAUAGCUUACACAGCGACUGGUGAUUCUGUUCUAAUAGUGUCAGGAAUGGCACAAGCUAAAGUGCUAGACAGAGAUGGCCAUGAAAUAAUGGAGUGUGUGAAAGGUGACCAAUACGUUGUGGAUAUGGCGCGAACUAAAGGACACACAGCACCUCUGACUUCUGGUUGUUGGCAUCCUCGCAAUCGAGAAGAAUUCUUGACCAGUGCUGAAGAUGGAACUUGUCGAAUCUGGACAGUAGAUAAGCCUUACAACCACCUCAAGAUAAUCAAAUGUCGGUCGAAAAAUGGACUAAAAACAAACCCCACCGCAUGUAAUUACAAUCGUGAUGCCAGUUUAGUGGCUGCGGCAUGCGUUGACGGUUCAAUUCAGCUAUGGGAUCCAAGGAGAAUCAUCACAAGUCCAACAUUACAUAAUCGUGAAGCUCAUCAACAAGGAAGUGAAACAUCCUGUGUCGCUUUUGCUUACUUGCACAACUGGAUAGCAUCACGAGGUGGAGACGAUACUGUGAAACUUUGGGACUUGCGGGCAUUUAAAAAACCUUUGCAAGUUAAACAUGAUUUGUUCUCCCGAUAUGGCAGCACAGAUUGCGCAUUCAGUCCUGACGAUACAGUUUUAACAACAGGAGUUUCAUUGAACAAGGGUGAAACUGAAGGAAAACUCUACUUCUUCGAUACUACAACGUUUGAGACAGUCAAAGAAAUUAUAGUGGCGGACGCCCAUGUGAUUAAAACAGUGUGGCAUCCACGGUUACAUCAAAUUUUCGUCAGUUGCGGAAAUGGUAUUGUCAAAGUAUUCUAUGAUGAAGCCAAAAGUAUGCGAGGAGCGAAACUAUGCGCAGGGAAAGUUCGGACCAAGACGAAGCAGGUUGAAGUGGUUGCAGCAACACAGAUUAUUACACCUCAUGCGUUACCUGCCUUCAAACAAGAGCGGUCAAAAUCUAUGCGUAAGAAGAUGGAAAAAGACAGACUGGAUCCUAUUAAAUCUCAUCGUCCGGAUUUGCCGAUCAAAUCUGGUCAAGGCGGUCGAGUCGCUGCAAGUGGAAGCACUCUCAGCUCAUAUGUUAUUCGAAAUUUAGGUUUGAGUAAAAAGGUGGAGGAUGAUCAAGAUCCUAGGGAGGCAAUUUUAAAGUAUGCAAAAGAGGCUGCUGAAAAUCCAUACUGGGUUGCACCUGCUUAUUCACAGACGCAGCCCAAACCUAUUUUCCGAAGUGAGGAAGGAGAGGAAAACGAGGAUGAACCUUCAAACAAAAAGAUGAAGUCUCAAUGAAAGUGUAUCAAUGAGAUAAAUCAAGCUGUAGGACCUUCGUACGGCAAAUUGUGUAUAUCGUUCAAAGGUGGACUUCUUUUAGGGACUAUUGUGUUAAUUUGAAAAAAUGUCUGCUUAUUUACACAUAUUCCAAUUUCCUAUCUAAUAUUGAAUUUUCUGAAUAUCGAUGGCCAAAGUGCAAAACCAGGUAACUCCCUUUGCGAUGAUGUAGUUGCUGUCCUUUUAUAUUUUUUCAUUGAUAAACUAAGGCAACAUAAUUUCUUGAAGGCUUCCUGAAUUUAUCUCUAUGCUAACAGAGUAUUCUGCAAGAAUUUCAAACUAUAACGUUGGCUUGUUUAUCUUAAAAAAGGAACAGACAUUUAGAAACAUCGUAAUGGAGAUACAUGGUUUUGCACUUUGACCAUUGAUGUGAGAUCAGGCAAUUUCAGUAGAUAUUCAACAAUUAGUUACAUAUCUACUUCUACCUGUAGACCAAGCUAGAACUACACAACUAUUCACAGAGUUUGUUUGACGAAAGUUGUUUCAUAAAUUUUGAUUUUGUAAAGAAGAUUUGGCUUAAAAUGAUCCAAGUUUAAAGCCUGGGCAGUGAGAUAAAUCCUGAAGAAGGGAGAGUUUCUUAAGUAAUUUUAUCACUUCUCAAGAGCACUGUUUAAAGGCCACCAAUUUUAUUGUACAUUUUAGUUGAAAUAAACUUUGUGAUUUUCACCUUCCA